Lasiosphaeria miniovina is the source of this 2019-nucleotide messenger RNA. RefSeq names its product nuclear protein localization protein 4. Gene Ontology annotation, biological process: ubiquitin-dependent protein catabolic process. Gene Ontology annotation, molecular function: ubiquitin protein ligase binding; ubiquitin binding. Gene Ontology annotation, cellular component: nucleus. The record is from RefSeq and is a predicted model, not a curated record. Bases 1 to 2019 code for a protein of 672 amino acids. Lineage: Eukaryota; Fungi; Ascomycota; Sordariomycetes; Sordariales; Lasiosphaeriaceae. The transcript has 5 exons.
AUGCUUCUAAGGCUUCGUGCGCCGGAUGGCAUGUUCCGCCUGACGGUGGAGAAGGACAACACAUUCGACGAUCUUGGCCGCAAACUCCUCCCGCAGCUCCCGAAAACAGUAAAUCCCAAGACCAUAACCCUCUCAAACCACCCAAGUGGCGGCGACGCGAAGAAGAUCGAGGAAAUUGCCAAAUUCAAAAUCGGCCAGAUAGGAUUAAGCCACGGUGACCUGAUAUUUAUUAGCUAUCAACACCAGGAUGCUGAAUCUAACGGCCACGCAAACGGCCACGCUCCGAAGUCAGCAGCGUUGUCGUCAACCAACCGCCUCAACGGGAAGCCGAUCCUCCCGACAGAACACUUCCCCAUCGACCCUCUGCCGGUGUCGUCCACUGCAGAAAAGAUCAAAAACCCUUGGGAGACGGUUAGGCAGUCUGCUCUGGACGACCGGUUGGACAAAAAAGAUGGCAAGAUUCCGCGAAAGUUCGACGUAAAGAUGUGUCGCCACGGGCCCAAGGGCAUGUGCGAUUACUGCAUGCCUCUGGAUCCCUUCAACGCCAAGUACCUCGACGAGAAGAAGAUUAAAUACAUGUCUGUGCACUCAUAUCUGCGCAAGGUCAACUCGGCGACGAACAAGCCGGAGCUCGGCAGCUCCUUCAUACCUCCGCUCGUCGAACCCUACUAUCGGGUGAAGCGCGACUGCCCGGCGGGGCAUCCCCAGUGGCCUGAAGGCAUUUGCACAAAGUGCCAGCCCAGCGCCAUUACGCUGCAACCUCAAACUUUCAGGACUGUGGACCAUGUCGAGUUUGCGUCGCCGCAAAUUAUUGAUAACUUCCUUGACGCGUGGCGGAGGACUGGAGCGCAGCGUUUUGGGUUUCUUUAUGGCAAGUACGUCGAGUACGACGUAGUGCCCCUCGGCAUCAAGGCCGUGGUGGAGGCAAUCUACGAGCCUCCGCAGGUUGACGAGGCUGACGGCAUAUCGCUCAACCCUUGGGAAAAUGAACAGGAUAUCAACCAGGUAGCCCAGCUCUGCGGCCUUGAGCAAGUGGGAAUCAUCUGGACCGACCUCCUGGACUCUGGCGAGGGAGACGGAACCGCCAUCUGCAAACGGCACGCGGACUCACACUUUCUUGCAUCUCAGGAGAUCUACUUCGCCGCGCGCCUCCAGGCUCAGCACCCGAAAGUCACGAAAUGGAGCGAUACUGGCAGGUUUGGAUCCAACUUUGUCACCUGCGUCAUAUCUGGCAACGAGAAGGGCGAGAUCUCAAUAUCAGCCUAUCAAAUGUCGAACGAUGCAGUAGAAAUGGUCCGGGCGGACAUAAUCGAGCCAUCAGCCGACCCCACCGUGAUGCUCGUUCGCGAGGAAGAGGAAGACGACGGCUCGGUGAGCAGAACGCGGUAUAUACCAGAGGUGUUUUACCGCAAGAUCAACGAAUACGGGGCCAACGUGCAGGAAAACGCGAAGCCGGAUUUCCCAGUCGAAUAUCUCUUUGUCACACUCACACACGGCUUUCCCGAAGCACCGAAGCCAAUCUUCAUAAAUGAUAGCUUCCCGAUUGAGAACAGGGAGAGUCUAGGGGAAGCACAGGAGCUUUCUGCAGUCGCUAAGGCGCUUAAGGUGAACCAAAAGGACGACCGUCUAGACGUUUCUAGCUUUCAUCUUUUAUCCUUCAUCCACCAAAUGGGUGUCUUGUCAAAGGAGGAAGAAGCGCUACUUUGCCGGGUGGCCACACAACACGACUUGGCCGAGUUUUUCCAACUGCGGUCGACCACAGGAUGGCAAACACUGCACGCCAUCCUUCAAUCCACUGGUGAGAGAAUUCCUAAGCGCUCCAGAUCUAAUGACAGCGGAGGACCUGCUACUUCGGCGGCUGCGGCGGCCCUGUCUCCCUCUGGAUCCUCUUUCAGAUACGACGACGAGGAACCCCUUGCUAAGCGCUUUGCGGCUGUCAGGCUGAACGAGGACCGCCAUGCAUUAUUAAGAAAGGCACCGCCGGGAACAGGUCCACCAGGUGAUACGCCGAGGAAGUAG